GAAAAGAGCACGGUGCGUAUUCGUGCAGUUUCCGUUUACUAGCAGCGCAGUGCGCAGUGAAGAGCGAUCCGACGUACACAAAACGGCCAUCAUACAUCAAAUGGCACAAACAGUGUGCUUCUGGUGCGUGAAAGUGUGGCAGCAGCUGAACUGUUUGUUGUGUAAUCAAUGAAGAACAGCGAAGAUUAAACGUAAAUCGUGUUGUAGUGGAAGUGUGAAAUUGUUUCGAUUCCAUGCGUUGGCUGCAAUAAUUGGCCAUCUACGAACCGCGGAAAUCGGGCUUCUUUAUUACUGUGGUCGGCUGGUUGUUCUGUGGUGGUACUGUAGUAGUGGAAAGCAUAACAGAAUCAAGUAUGGCCUCAACGUCAUCGUGGUCGUCGACACUGGCGACACUGGUAGUGCAAUCGGCAGUGCAGUAGACACCCAUCAGCGAAGUGGCGGGGCAACAGCGUUGUUGUUCAGCACACAGCAAAAAAAAGAUGCCUCAGUGGUUUCCCGUUGCUCAAUGGAUUCAACAAUUUGCGAGUGAUCUGUACGACAGUGAAUCCCAUUGCAAACUAUUGCCCCUCCAAGCAAGAUGUAUCUGCAGGCGCAAGUCGUCCUGAUAUUAACCCAGCUGCUCCUCAUUGUGCGCGUGACGGAUCAGACGAAAUGUGCCCUGACGUCCUCGUACGGUCGCGUCUCAGUGAGUUACUUCGCUACACUACCCACGGUGACGCCCGGCGACGACGACUUCGACGAUGACGCCGGCAAGUUCGACCGAGCGGGGGACGCUUCAACGCCGGCGCUAGCCAACUAUCCCGCGAUAUACAAUGACGACGACGACGACGAUGUAAAUAGUUUUCUCAAGGUGCUAGACUGCACCGACACAAGUCUGCGGGCGGUAAAUGAAGAAUAUCUGCGCCCCGUAAGCUCCUACCGGGGCGUUCUGCUCGAGCGCGUUCCCGUGGUCAAUGUGGCGUCCGAUCAUCUUGGGCUCAAGAACGAAAAUUAUCUCGAAAUCGUACGUUGGCGCGACAGUAACGUCACGGAGCAGCAGCUAGCGCUGACGUUCGCCCGAGACGAUCGGAAGUUCAGCAACCUGCAUACGCUGGAUUUGAGCGCCAAUCAGCUGAGCAACGCGAAGAGAGACCACUUUAGCCGACUGGAAGGGCUCCGGCGAUUACUGCUAGCUACUAAUAAAUUACACAAACUUCAGAGUGAUAUUUUCUACGAUCUACCGCAGCUGGUCGAGUUAGAUCUGCGCGGCAACCGACUGAACGAACUGUCACCAAACCUGUUCCGGCCGCUCGGCCAGCUGCGGGUGCUCCAUCUUUCGAACAACACGAUCAAUGAUCUUCCACGCAACAGCUUCGCCGGGCUGGGCAACCUGACCGAGCUGCAUUUGGCGCACAACCGAUUGUACGUGAUACCGUUCCAGCUGUUCCGUGAGCUGCGCUCACUCGAGGUGCUCGAUCUGGCCGGGAAUAUGCUCGUCUCGUUUCUAGACAACUACUUCCUGCCCAACAAACAACUGCGCGUGCUGCGCCUGCGCGGGAACGGCAUCGAAAAGAUCUCCAAAAAUGCACUGUACGGGUUGCGACGACUGCAGAGUCUUGAUCUGUCGGCCAACCGACUGGUGUUUAUCGAUCGCAACGCAUUCGAUACACUCGACGAGUUGCGCUACCUGCACGUCGAGCAAAACCAGAUCUACAUUCUACCAUCCACCGUCUUCUCGGCCCUUCGCUCCCUGCGGACACUCAAUCUGAGUAACAAUCUGAUGCGUGCCCUUCCGAACUCGAUCUUUGCUCACCAGCGUUCGCUCAUUCGCUUGCAUCUCGAUGCGACGAACCUCGAAACACUGAGCAACUGGGUUUCGCGCAGCAACCACACCGUCAACAGGGACAUACUGCGGAACUUACGGUACUUGUCGAUUCGCAACAACACGCGCCUGAAGGAAAUCGAACCGUGCGUGUUCCGCAACGUUCCCGGACUGGAAACAUUGCUCCUUUCGCACAACCGACUGACGAGCCUACCGAAGGAGAUCGGCGAGCUGCGGCGGCUGCGCUACCUGGACGUGGCUAGCAACGAUAUCAUGUAUAUUCCGGAGCAGAUACGCACACUGCACGAGCUCCAGUACGCCAACUUUCUCGAUAACGACUACGGUUGUGAUUGUCACAUGUACUGGAUCCUGGGCUGGUUGGACGAGCUUCAGGCCGUUAAUGAUACACAGAAGAUCUACGAUCUGCUACGACUGUCCGAGCUGAAGUGUCGGAACGGCUACCCGGGUGAUAUUGUGCGCGUACUACAGCACAUCAGUUGCUUCCAGCCGGAGCUACUGCAGGCAUCCGACAGUCGCAUGCAUUUGCUCAAAUCCGACGCCGUGCUGGAGUGCGUUUUCACCGGCAAUCCACCGCCGGAUAUCAUCUGGAUUACGCCCAAGAACGAAGUGCUGCGACACACCCAGGAACAGGAUCAGAAAUCGUUGCUAUUCGAGGCGGAGGAUGGUGCGCAGCAGCGGAAGUACCAGCAGGCAGUCGAGUUCCAGAUGCUGGCGAAUGAUAAUAUGACCGGGGAUGGGCUGCGAGACGUUGGCGGAAUGGGCAUUACGCUGUUGGAGAACGGGUUCCUACGCAUUCACAACAUUUCGCGCCGAGAUAGUGGAUUGUACACUUGCUAUGCUAUCAAUAUUAUGGGUAAUGCUACGGCAGACAUACGACUUUACAUCGAUCCCAUCGUGUUCUAUCGCGUUAAGAUAGGUAGCAUUAUAACGGGUGCAAUAUCAGCUGCCUCUUUCCUGGCACUGACACUGAUCUUCCAAGGUAUCCGGCGUAUCUUUAAACGGUUCCGGCUCAUCGAACUCAUCUGUCAAAAUUGCUGCAGCUACUGCUACAAGACCGACAAGACGUCGUCGAAAGCACGGCAGAUUUACGCCAUGCUCGACAACAUCGAGCACUACAAAAGCCAACAGCUGGAGCGCUUGCGGGAGAACUACACCCAACAGGUGCACCGUAUUAAAGACAACUGUGCACAGCAAGUCGAUUGGAUACAGGGAAGCUACUCGACACAGGCGAAGCAUCUUCGGGAAAUACGCGACAUCGGCACGCAUCAUUUGACGACCCUGCGCGAUCAAUACUACGACCAGGUCCGGCGCGUCCGUGAUUAUUCUACCGGUCAGCUGACCUGGGUGCGUGAAAAUUACGUGUUCCAACGCAACAAGAUCCGCAAAUUUAGUGCCCAUCAAGCGCUUCGUUUGCGUGAAGGUUACAAGUACCAGCAGCAGACGCUGAACAAGGUCCUGGAAAAUUUGCCCAGCUUCUACUUUGAGAACUGCCGCGGUCGGAACGAAGAAGACGAAGACUUCGAUGGUUUCGAGGUGUAUCUGAAGGCGAAGAUCGAGAAACUAUCACAGAUGGAGGGCGAAAAAGCACCUACGAAAGCGAUUGGUUCCGAGUAUGCACUCAAAUAUUUGGAAAAUAUGUCCACCAAAAGCGUGGAUGAGAGUAAAGCAUCGGUGUACUUUACGCCAACCGAUGGUCACGCCAGCCCAGAACCACAGCUCUCGCCGAUUCAUAUCAACUACAUCGACGAUCACCAUCACAAUCUAGGGGACAAUGACCUAUCUGCACCAUUGGCCACGAUGAACAGGGCGCUGAUGAUUGGUGGAGUGGGCGAUACGCCAAAAUCAUUCAAGUCUGCCAUCGGUGGCCAUGUCGCUAUUGGUAGCGAUAUACCGCUAAAGUCGAUCAUGAAACCAUCUACAAAGUUCCUGUAUGACAAGAAUCUGGGCAAGUACCGGCUCUGCUAUCAGCCAAACCUGCGCCUAAGUGGCGGUUACGCAGACGAAGAUGAUGACACAAUGCGAAUGACCGAUGCUGCUGUCGCAACUAAGGUUGACGGAGGGUUCCGUUUCGAGCAGUACAACGAUCCGCUUGAGGGGGAUUCGGCCGAUGACGAGCACCACAAUUACAGCCUUAAGAAUAACCGGAAGCAUAGGCGCAAGAGAAAACUCGCGCUGAUGGGAGGUGUAGGCAAUGGUAGCGGGGGAGCCAGUGGGUCCGGAUCCGGGUCUGCUGGUAGCCGAAUCGAUGGAAGAGGCUGCGAGUACGAAACGUUACUGAUGAAGAAUAUGAACAGUCGAAAUCCACGAGAUUCGCAUUAUGAGAUCAUUCACGUCAACAAGCUUAACAACGGUGUUAGUAGCAGUCCAUACUUUAUGGGCGGCUUAUCCGGUGCCUGUGGGAGUGGUUGGACGGCAGGAAGAGCCAUUGGCAGUCGUAGACGUCCACCGGUGGAAGGGAACGAAUUCUAUUACUCGCUAGAGGAUAUGAUUCAGGAUAGCAAUAAAAAGAUUCGUCAGCUGAUCUAUGAUUCCAAGAUCGACAUCAUGAACGAAGUAAUCGGUAACGGAUGCGGCAUCACAGACGAUAAACCGAGCACAAGCGGUCGAAGUAACAACAGGGCCAGCAACAAAAGCAUCAACUAUGAUUCUUGUGGCAGCAACGCGCAAAAAUUGGUGCCAGAUGAAGGCGUCGCUGUCCGGAACAGUUCUGGUCGAGCGGGACGAAAACACGUUCCGCACGAUGACGAAUACGGUGGAAGUGGAAGCAACACCAGUUCCAGUAGUAGCAGAAACAAUAGUUGUAGCAACGGUUGCAGCAGCAACAGCAGCAGUGGCAACAGCUUUAAGCAAACCUCGUCCGGGUUCGGAAUGGCGAUCGGUACGGCAAGAAGCAGCACCUCGUCGCUAAUGACCCCAAAUCCAACUACGACGACAACGACUGCAGGAGGGGGAGGAUCAACGGCAAUUGCGGCAGCAAACAGCCAACAUAACCGACAGCUGCCUUUGAAGAAAAUUCACCAGCUUCAUUUCGAUUCCAGUACAAACCGCAUCCAACAGAGCACCAGCCUUCCGGAGAUUUGCUAUGGCAGUCCGAUCUCACCGGCAACUAGCCGCGGUCCACAAAAUCAUUAUCCCCAGCAGCAUCAAACACAACAUCCAAACGACUCUACUUUGUGCGGAUCAUCGAGCGGGGGCGAUGAACCAGCCAGUGGUGGCGUCCCUAACGGUGCCCGCCAGCCAAAAGUACACGGUGGUAAACAUGUGAUUUUAGCUGUAGAAAAUAAGGAAGGCAGCUGGCCAUCGGUCGUCAAUGGAGGCGCGAGAAAAGAUUCACCGAUCUCCUUCUCUUCCACUUCACCAUCGCCAUCGUCGGAAGAAAAUUCUAUGGCGAUGGUACCGAUCAAGGUCAAAAAGGAUAGCAGCACCGCCGAUGACAACAAUGUCAACAGUUCCGGUGCUGUUGGCGUCAUAAAACACUAGGAAUUUUUAAUGGUGAUAUCUUCAAGCUUGUCGAUCGCUUAUCGAUACAAGCCCCUGAAGCAAGAGGUGAACCGCUUUCCGAGAUUAUUUACGAUGCGAUAGUGCCGCAUUUCAAGUGGGAUCCGACCCUUCUGCUGCCGCCUGUCGAACGAACGGUUGAAACUAAGUGUCAUUAGGAGAUUCGGAGGAACAAGGCUGUACUUCAGUGAAGGUUCGCUUUUUUGCACUCUAUCUCUCCAUGAAGGCUAUCGCAUUAUCGAUACACAUCUACUUGAAUUACCUUAUGAUUACUACACGUAAAUGAUUAUACUACACUAUAGAAAUGGGGCCCUGGCGGUCGGCAAAAGGGAAAUGGGUUGUUGCUGCCGACUGACCCAGCGGACCGUUGUGAGAGGUAAUAGAAUUUCAAAUGGGGCAAUGGGGCUCAACACUGAGCAAAUGCACAGGGAACGAAUUAGUUGGGAGGAAGACGUAAAGUAGUGACGGAAAAUGAAUGCAGGGAAGCGUGGAGCGUUGGUAUAGAAUUCCCAAUAGUGGGGGGUAUGAUGGCGGAAAGCAUAUAAGUAUGUACUGUUGAAGAGAUAUGUAUUAGAUUUUUCAUAUUAAUUAGAAAUCAUUUUUAGCACCAGCAGUAAGCAUAUGCAGACAUUAGGGGACACUGGGAAUGGGAAAAGUAAUUGCAAAGAAUGUGGAUAGGAGACGGAAUAGAACGAAUGAAAAUCUGAAUUAAAAAUAACUUUAUAAAACAAUAAAAAGCAAAUCAAAAUUAUCUUGUAUCUUGCUUUUUAGAAAAGGGAGCAAAAGGUACCAUAAACUUCCCCCAAUUGGCUAAAAAAGAAUACAUUCAAUUUCUUGUUCCUUCUUAAUAAUGUAUUUCUUUUAUUGAAUGGAUUUAAAAACGGCGAACAGAUAAUGGAAAAAGUCCUCUCAAUGAUGGCGUUAUCCUCGAAUAUGCAGAAAGGAAAUAUAAAGCAAAGGAAUAAGUACUGAAAACUGGAAUGGAAUAACAACUUCGAAGGGCCGGAGUAAAGUAUAUAUUGUUAAAAAGGCUAAAUGAAGAACACGAACACCCGAAAAAACUUCUAAAAUAUACAGCAGCGCCGAUAAUGGAAAUUAGGAAAUGAAACAGAAACAGAAAGUAAAAAGAAACUCUGCAUGUUGCUUCACUGUCUAAGAAAAUCAAGCAAAACCACAUUCAAUAUUACUAUAAAUAUGAUUAUGACUGUAACGAACUCAAUUCUGGCUACACAGUGAGCCACAGGAAAGGCGAAAGCAGAAAACAAAACAACAAACACAAAGUUUCAUAUUUCAAGAAGCAAGUAAAAACAAAACGAAACUAAACUCUAUUAUGAAAGUUGUAGAAUUGAAAGAGAAUGAAAAUAUAUCAUGAAAUUUACUUAACCU
Molecule: messenger RNA, 6706 nt
Organism: Anopheles bellator
Lineage: Eukaryota; Metazoa; Arthropoda; Insecta; Diptera; Culicidae
Exons: 7
Coding region: 578-5302 (1574 amino acids)
Molecular function (GO): protein binding
Source: RefSeq, a predicted model, not a curated record